This is a messenger RNA of Esox lucius (northern pike), 8820 nucleotides long. It is a transcript of the gene mrtfbb, whose product is annotated as myocardin related transcription factor Bb. The transcript has 14 exons. The record is from RefSeq and is a predicted model, not a curated record. Gene Ontology annotation, biological process: smooth muscle cell differentiation. Lineage: Eukaryota; Metazoa; Chordata; Actinopteri; Esociformes; Esocidae. The coding region runs from base 667 to 3549 and encodes 960 amino acids.
AGUGUACAAGUGAAAUUAAUGGAAUGGAAAUUAUAGCAAUAACAAGAAUGUGCUAUUUGUUAAAUAUUCAGUUUUCAACUGGGCAAAGUAACAAACAUAAACAUUGCUGUCUCAGGUCUAAGUGUGUUGUUUUUUCUUAAAAUCUUCAUCCAGUGACACAAUGUUUCAAUAUGCAAACAAACGCCUGGCAUGUUUUCUCCUGGUAUGUAGCCUUAAACUUUCUCACUCAAAAGUCACAAAUGCUAAAUGUUUUUGGAGCUCUUUUUGUGCCAAGAAAGUCACACGUCCUGAAGUUCAGUGAGACUUCAAAUACAUGUAGUUAGCCAGCUCAAAAGGAGCAUGUUCUAUUGUUUUCCAAUUAGGCUAGUGUUGAGAGAGAAGACUGAUCGCAGAGUGAUCCAGCGAGGGUUAACAGUGACCCGCCCAUCCCUCUGUGUUCCCUCCUCCUACCGACGCUCACUGGCUGAGCGAGAACACACACUCACUCCGCCGAGAACUACACCGAGACACACGAGCAAACCGAGACUGGAGAGACCAGAGAGAGGGAGGGACUAUAGGUACACGACUGUGAGAAACAGUUCUCAUACCGUAUGCUCCUAGCUGGGUCUUUUCCCUCCAAACCAAACCCUUGUGCUAGUCCUCGCUCAACACAGCCCUGACCACUCCAUGGGACUCCAGACCCGGGCGCUAAGCGACCCAGCGUUCUCCUCCAUGGCGUGCCUCGACGUGGAGACCCCCGCCGCCUGCAGGGGUAAAUUCAAAUCAGUGCUCCAACUCCGCCUGCAGCAGAGACGCACCCGGGAGCAGCUGGUGGAGCAGGGCAUCAUGCCACCACUGAAAUGCCCUGCUGCUUUCCAUGAGCAAAUCCGCAGCCUAGAGAGGUCCAGAACUGAGAACUUCUUAAAGCAUAAGAUCCGCAGCAGGCCUGAACGCUCAGAGCUGGUCCGGAUGCACAUUCUCCAAGAGACUCACGCAGAGCCCUCACUGCAGGCUACUCAGAUGAAACUGAAGAGGGCCAGGCUGGCUAUUGACCUGAAUGAGAAGCUGGCCCAACGGCCCGGCCCCAUGGAGUUGGUGGUCAAGAAUAUUCUGCCAGUGGAACCCAGCCCUGUAACCGAUGGCGAGUCAGACGCGGACACAAAGACAGCUACGCUGGACGUGUACAACUUUGACGAGGACAGCAGUGACGCCCUUUCCCCAGAGCAGCCAGCCAGCCAGGAGUCCCAGAGCUCCUCUGCCCUCUCCCCCCUAACCCCCAGGGGUAGCGAGGCCCCAGCUGGCCCUUCCAACUCCCCGCCCUCCAGCUCCAUCACCAUUCAGCACUGCCCACCUACAUCCCAGUCCAACACAGACUUCCUCAACUUCUCUCAAGUCUCCACCAAUGAGCAUCAGAACAAUCACCUAGUGAACACACCUCAACAAAUCACCUCUGUUGUCUCUCCAAAGGUGGGGCCAACGUUAGUGAAGCAAAGCCAGCCAAAGACACCCAGUGACAAGAACCGCAGCAAAAAAAAUAAGGAUCUCAAGCCGCGGGUGAAGAAGCUCAAGUAUCACCAAUACAUUCCCCCAGACCAGAAACAGGAACCUAACGAGGCCCCCAUGGAUUCAACCUAUGCCAGGCUACUACAGCAGCAGCAACAGUUCCUCCAUCUGCAGAUACUAAGCCAGCAGCAGCAACACUAUAACUACCAGGCUAUCCUACCUGCCCCUCUCAAGUCGAUUGAGGGUCAAAACAGCUGUCCAAAUCUGUCCAGUGCCACCGUGGUCUCUCCUCCCGGUGCUGCCCCCAUUCGAUCCAUCCGCAAACCUGGUGUUCUACUUCCCAACCUGGACGAAAUGAAGGUUGCCGAGCUGAAGAUGGAGCUGAAGCUGCGAGGUCUGCCGGUUUCUGGCACCAAGACUGACCUGAUAGAGAGACUAAAGCCCUAUCAGGAGACUCCCAGCAGCCACCCUGCCUCUGCCAUGGAGGUCACCAGCUCCACUAGGGCCCCCCAGCCUGAGAGCAUGAGCUCCACCCCCCCUGUGUCCCCCGCAUCCUCUGACGUUUCUAGCCUGGGCACGGAGGAGAGCGGGAUGCCCGGGGCUCUGUCGCCAGCUCGGCCGCCUCCCUCCAGGUCAUUUCCGCACAGGGGUCACACGGAGGACGGCCCGAUGGAGACCGGGACAUUAGAGAAGGACCAGCGGCUGCACGAGAAGGAGCGUCAGAUCGAGGAGCUGAUGAGGAAGCUGGAGCAGGAGCAGCGGUUGGUGGAGGAGCUGAAGAUGCAGCUGGAGGUGGAGAAGAGGGGUCAGCCCAGCCCUCCUUCCCUGGCCCUGACCCAGGUCAAGGAAGAGGGCGUGGCUGCUUCAACCUGCCUGGCCACACGUAGGCCGCUGGGUCUUUCUGUCGACGUGAAACAAGAAGAUGCCGCACCGGCCAAGGAGCAUGCCCAGUUCUUUGUCAGCCGCCAGCAGGUGCCUCAGGUCCUCAGACAGCCCCCGGCCCUGGUGUCAGGCCAAUCUGGGACACAGAUCCUGCUGCCCGUGUCCCUACCCAUCAACACUGCCACCAUCCAGCCGGCCAACAAAAACGCCACGCUUCAGGUCAGACAGCCGGUCCUCCAGACCUCUGUCACCUGCACUGCUCCAGUCCUCAACCAGAAAACAGAGGCCCCCGUAACCCAACAGCAACACACAUCCCAGACACAACCCAUGCCACAGGCAACAGUCCCACCAUGCAGCUCGUCCACCUCAGGUUCUGAGUUCCAGUUCAGAGCAGGUGCAGGCCAGGCAGAGGAACCCCAGUGUUUCCUGAAUACCUCCCCAGGUAGAAGGUCCCCAUCCAGGGCCAAAACCGAACAAGCAGACCCCAAUGGCCCCACAAACAAGUCCACUUCUCCUUGCCAGCCCACCUUCUCAAACCACAUCCCGAAGAGUAAGGACCCGCCUCGUUAUGAAGACGCCAUCAAACAGACCCGCAGCAUGCAAAAGACAGCAAAGGUGCCCACGGCAACCAGCCAGCACAUGGACGACCUGUUUGACGUGCUGAUUGAGAGUGGAGAGAUCUCCCCCUUCAUAAGACAGGACCCUCCCUUUCCAGACAAGCUGCUUCCUGUUACCGCCAGUGUAACCACCCUACCCAUCAACACCGUGCACUCCCGUCCCCCACCCCAGAUCCAGGUGGCCCGGCAGCCGGGCCCCACCCUGAACCCUCAGGCCCCAUCAAGCCUGACAGCCCUGGCCACAGAUAACCAGCUGGAGGCCUUCCUGGAAGGCACACUGGGGGGAGGGACAGAGCCCCGGACGCUGAGGCUGAUGGAGGAGCUGCACAGCCAGUUGCUGGAGCACUCCCCCAUGGACAUGGACCCAAACACCACGGGGUUCAACAGUGUCAGUGGACCCUCCCCCGGCUUCCACCUGGAAAACGCCAACUUAGAGAACAUGGAGUGGCUGGACCUGACCAUGCCUGGGCCGGCAGGUGGUCUCAACCCACUGGGCCUUCCCCCAUCUACCGGGGUCUUCUCCUCUGACUUCCUGGACUCACAUGACCUGCAGCUACACUGGGACUGAGGCAGGCAACAUGAGCCCCCAAAAAACAGGACUGUUCAGAGAGACACACACACACUGAUGAGAUAGAGGGCCCGGUCUUCGAGAGGAGGGUGCAGUGCUGUAGGCUGGGAGUCUUUGUGUUCAGUUGAGUGCAAAGUUCCGAGCAGCUCAAGGUUGGACAGUAUGGUUGUUUCCCUCUGAGGUAACAUCCCUCAAGCUGGCCACUCAUUCUGAGGAGGGCAAAGCACCAGCUGGGCUGGCCCUGGUGUAGAUUAACAGUAACAGCAUGUUGAUCUCCCACUGUGGUCUCUUUCAGAAGUGGAUCAGGUCUGAGGGAGGUGGAUCAGGUCUGAGGGAGGGUGUCUUCUGAAAUGGCGUUACAGUAGAUGAGGAGUGGGAUCAGGAAAUGUGAAGCCUGCUGAGGAUGAAAACUUUCUAGUGGAAACAGAUGUUGACCCUGGUGUUAGAGGACUUAAUGCCUGGUGCUGACUGUGUCACACACUGACAUCGCAGAACAAUCACAAAUGCAUCACUCUUUGGUGAUAAAUUUGAUAGACAACGCAAACAAUGUAUAUUAUAGGACUGCCUACUUCUGUUUCAGUGUGCCUGCUACCAACAUCCAUAAGGCAGCUGUGUUAGAGUCCUGUGUGUAUAACCGAUUGUAAGGUGGUAUUAGCUUAGCAUUAUGGCUUUGACUUGACUCCCACUGCUUUUCUCAUUGCCCCUAUGCCCCAUUCAUUGCCUCAUAUCAAUGGAACACAGAGGGUUAAAGACUACACAUACAGCCUUAUUUAUAUGACCAUUUGGAAAAUACUUUGCGAUUAUAUGGCUUUCACUUAAUUAAACUACAGAUUUUGCACAGAGUAACAGAGGGACAAUUGGUAUUUUUGUCACAAAAAUGAAGCAGACAACUAGUUAAAGUGAAUUGUUAACAGGAAUUUUUAACAGGAAGAUCUGCACUUGUGCAAUUUAACUUUUAAGGCAAUGUUUUUGUGUUUGCAGCGACUGCCCUCAUGCUGCAAAUUUUGGCCCAAUCAGAAAUCUAUUCCUUAGAGACCUGUCGCUCUGAGUAAUUGUAAAUUAGAAGUUAAGAGACAUCACAUUGUUGGCGGCUGUUGUUCUUAUGCUAUCCUUCUGUGGAAAGAGAAGGGCCAGUGGUAGUUUAUCAAACUGAAACGUGCUAUAAGCUGCCUUAGUGUUCACAGGGAAACUGCUUUAGAUAACACUGCUGUAGCUUGCCACGCCUAGGCCUAUGGCCUUUAUAUCACUGACAAAAGAGCCUUUGAACAAUGGUGUCUCUCUCAAACCUUUUGUCAAGUCUGGAGUGUAUUUAUCCCAAUGUACAGAUCAGCUGAAUUUUGUGUGGCGUGCAGUGCACAGGAGAGAAAGAGCUGGUCUGCAUCUGUUUUGCAUAUCACUUUUGUUUGUUUUGACUAGAGGAGCCGCCAGAAAUACAAGCAGUAAAUUCCCCUAAGCAUUUACAUGGCUCUCUUCAAUAUACCGCCUGAUCUUAGUUGGCUGACAUACUGAGAACAGAGAAAUUGACAUCAUUCAGUUUGACAAGCAAGAGAGUCAAAGUCAAUGAUGGGUGAGGUUUUCCAAGGUGAUUGUGAUUUUGUGAGCAGAUUAUCAAUAUUUUUGGCCAUAGUCCUACAGGUUAACGUCUCUUUUACAGUCUCUUUUUGUGUAAGCAUAAUUCUUAUAUAAUUCUGUGCUAGUUUGUGCCUCUAUUCAUGGAGCCUUAGCCCAGCAGGUCAUGUUGGGUUGAAAUUCCACUCAUAUCACAUCAAUAGAGGCAGGCUUUCAAAACAAAGCAGUACCCAAUCCAAAUGUACCAUUACUACCAACACUAACUCAAUCCAGAUUGUUGUAAUAGCCUUAGUUUUCACUCCUCACUCCCAGUUUUAAACUGUCUAUGCCAGACACAUUUUAUUUUUGGUUAAAAUCAUACAUUAUUAUAGCAAUCCAACAAAGUCGAAAAUGCAUUACUGUUUCGACUACUGGUAAAAAAUAAAUGACAAGGGAAUUGAAGGGUAUUAACUCUUAAUAAUUUAAAUAUAAACAAGUUAACUAGAGGACUUUACAUACAGGGAUUGACUUGGCUUUUCAAAUACAAUCUGAUCUGUGCAAAGUUUAACUAUCAUUAGAAACUCAGAAACCUACUAGCAAUUUAGUAGUGCCCCCAUCUCAUUAGGUUGAAUUAAAGGAAAGCCAGUAUAAUAAGUGCCUUCUACAUAACAAAUGUUAUAAAGUUGACAAAUAUGUUUGAAUGUACCAGGUUUGGUGAUUAUAUCAUAAAUCACCCCUAAAUCCCUUCUUACAGAAGAAAUGGAAGCCUGUUAUGUGUAACAGGAAGGUAAAAGUGCAUACAAGCUUCACAAAAAAAGAUUGUUCACAAACAUUUCUAGCCUAUCUAUCUCUCGGGAGUCUCGCGAGGAAAUACCUCAAAAUCUUGUCACAGCUGAUCUAAAAGGCUAAUCUCUCGGUCUGUUUGACAUGCUCCAUUUCCUACCUGAAAACACCAGACCAUUGGCCAGAAGAGUACAACCAGCUGACAUGCUUGAUUUUACUAGAUGUUCAAUGUUUAAUAUCAUUCUUUUUUUGGAAUAUUAUUCACCAUAAUAAAAUGAGUUUAGUUUGCUUUUUCGUGGUUAAACGUAACAUGUGAGACAGAUUUAUUUUAUUACAUUUUAUAUGAUGGUGAAACUUGGAAAAAUGCAGACUUUCUAUUUUAGCACUUAUUCAUAUACAAAUUAAUAUUCUAUUAUUGAAUUCUCCAUGUGGUCUGUAUUAAAAAGCAAUUUAACACAAUAAGCUUUUCAAAUGGAGUAUUCGUUCAGAAAAAUAUCAGAGGGAAAAAGCAUUUGUUUUGUGGAAGCAUUGACGCACCAAUCACAGUAUAAUACUUUCUGGGAAAUACAUGGCAGAAAGUGCUGAAGGUAUAUAUCAUUUCAGUUUUUGAUAAAUCGUCUCCUACCAAAGAUAAUUACUUUGAAACUGUUUAAGAAUAGAACAAUGUCAGGCAUCUGUUUAAGAAAAACAAAAGCAAUGACAAAAGCACAAAAUGUUAUGUACCUGGUCUUCUUUGAGUAAAUCUUUGGUUUUGUCCAAGCAUUCAUACAUUCAGUAGUAAAAUGAGGCAGGUCGCCCACUGAAAAAUUAUGUUUUCCAACUAAAGAAAGGGACAAUCAGCCAGAAUCAGAAGUAAUUUUAUUUGCACUAAUCUACAUUAGUAUAGCCCCCUUGAUGUAUUGAUUCAUAGUAUGCUGUGCAUUUUGCACAUUGUGAAUAUAUAUAUUUUUGUCAUGCAUUUUAUACAAAUGUAGCACAUCUGAGCUAUUUUUUACUGUAUACAGUAUGUGUAUUGUAUACCAAUAAUGUUUUUGUGUAUAUACAGCCUGUGUCAUAAAAAAUAUAAUAUACAGUGCUGUGAAAAGGUACUUGCCCACUUCCUGAUUUCCUCUAUUAUUGCAUAUUUGUGGCACUGAAUGGUAUCAGAUCUUCAUACAAAAUGUAAUAAAACAAAGAUUACCCAAGUAAGCAAAAAUAUUCAGUGUGGAAAUGACAACUGUAUUUAAAGGAAAACGGUUAUCGCCAACUGUCCCUGAAAAAGUGAUUGUCCCCCUGAACUUGCUCCACCCUUAGUGGUAAAGGCAACAAAAUGCUUCCUAUAACUGGUGAUCAGUCUUUCACAUUGCUGUGGAGAAAUGUUGGCCCACUCUUCUUUGCAGAAUUGCUGUAAUUCAGCAACAUUGGAGGGUUUUUGAGCAUGAAUUGCUUAUUUAUGGUCAUGCCAAAGCAUAUCGGUGGGGUUCAAGUUAGAACUUCAACUAGGCCUCUCCUAAACAUUCCUUUUGUUUCUUUUGAGCCAUUCUGAAGUGGACUUGUGUUCAGGAUCAUUGUCCUGCUACAUAGCCCUAUUACACUUCAGCUUCAGAUCCCAGACGGGUGACCAGACAAUCUCCUUUAGAUUUUUUUGGUAUUGAGUAGAAUUCACGGUUCCUUCAAUGACGGCAAGUCGUCCUGGCCCUGAGGCAGCAAAGCAUCCCCACACCAAACUACCACCACCAUGUUUGACUGUUGGGAUGAUGUUCUUAUUGUGAAAUGCUGUGUUUGCGUUAAGCCAGAUAUAACAGAAAGUGCCCCUUUUGAUGUGUGUCCACAGAACACUGUCCCAGAACAUUGACUUGGAAGUCAUCAAUGGGCUUUUUCGCAAAUGUGAGACAAAACCAGAUGUUUGUCUUAGGGGUUCUCCCAUGAAUUCCAAUUUUGGCUUUGUGUCUUUCAAUUUUGGCCUUUGUGUCUGUUGAAUCAUGAACACUGACUUCAGCUGAGGCUAGAGAGGCCUGCAGUUCCCUAGAUGUUGCCCCGGGUGUUUUUUUUUUACUUCCUGGAUGAGUCGUAGCUGCAUCCUUGGAGCAAUUUUUGCUCACUGGUAGUUGGUUCGCUGGAAUCCCGUCAUCUUUACGGAAUUUAUUUUGAUUGCGGCAGGAUGUGCUGCAUGUUGAGAAAAGUUGUAGCCUACUUCACAUCGAUGGUGGGGUUCCAUAUAACUCAUGCUUAGAUUGAACAGGGUUGGCAGUAAUCAAGCUUGGGUGUGUGCGCUCUAAUCUAAUCCAAUGAUCAAUCGACAUGGGUUGAAUGAGUAACAAUGGGGCCCGUUACUUUUUCACUAAAGGGCCAGUUGGCGUUGGAUUACUUUUUCACCUUCAAAAACACAGAAUGUUGUGUUUGCUUGGGUUCUCUUCGUAUUAUGUUACAUUUUGUAUUAGGAUCUGAAACCAUUCAGUGUGACAAAUAUGCCAAACGAGGAAAUCAGGAUAGGGGCAAAUACCUUUUAAUGGCACUGUAGGUUGUUUGUGAAAGUCAUUCAGUUUUUUAUGGUCAAUAAAACAACUUGAUCAUCAAAUUGGAAAUUUAAAUACAUAUUUUGUUUAGCAAGAAGUUUCACACCACUACAAGAGUAGGCUUUGAUAAGUAACAAGCAGCUUUAGUGUUCAUUUGGAAUACUAUACAGGAAUACUAUACACAUGCUCAUCAGAACAAUGAAAAUAAAUAUUAAUGUAGAAAAAUUACACAGGUAAAGUUGUUGUCAGAACAAUUAAAUCUACACAUAAAAUGUAGAGGAUCCAAUCCAACCGCAGUUCUUAUAGUAUAGACACUGCUAUCGUUAAAAGACAGGUGGGAGUAAAACUGACCACUUUUCAUUGUCCAUUUCCCUCAUUGUCCAUUGCCCUGCUUUAAUGUGUCCUGACUCUCUAUGGUCACUAAAACCAAUAAAACGAAUCAUAA